Nothoprocta perdicaria is the source of this 2549-nucleotide messenger RNA. RefSeq names its product TATA-box binding protein like 2 (gene TBPL2). Gene Ontology annotation, molecular function: RNA polymerase II general transcription initiation factor activity; DNA binding. The transcript has 8 exons. Lineage: Eukaryota; Metazoa; Chordata; Aves; Tinamiformes; Tinamidae. The record is from RefSeq and is a predicted model, not a curated record. Gene Ontology annotation, biological process: DNA-templated transcription initiation. The coding region runs from base 4 to 1086 and encodes 360 amino acids.
CCCAUGGAUGGUGUGUCCCCUCUGGAGCAGUACCUGGAGCGCUGCAAUGGGCAGGAUGAUAUCUCAACUAGUCCUCAGCUCUUUGCUCCCAUGAGCCCUUAUGAUGUAGACCUUCCAAUUCAGACAACUCCAGACGCACCAUUUGCUUCUCAAUUUAAUCAGCCCAAAGAGCUUCCUCCAGAUUUCUCCUCGGUGGAUCUCAGCUUUCUUCCAGAUAUUAGCCAAGAUGACCAGGACCAAAAUCCAUGUGAAGGAGCUCAGGAUACACAAAAAGAGCUUGAUGGAUCCGUGUCAAGAAACGAGGACAGUGGUGUCUUUCUGGAGGAAAGCGGUUUGUCAGAGGCAGACACAACCCAGCCGUGCUCCGAAACAUCUGGGGUCUGUCCUCCUCUGACGCCAAUGACACCUGUGACCCCCGUGACACCCGCAUCYGAAAGCUCUGGCAUAGUUCCUCAGUUACAGAAUAUAGUGUCGACCGUAAACUUGGCUUGUAAACUUGAUCUGAAGAACAUAGCUCUGCACGCCAGAAACGCAGAGUAUAACCCCAAGAGGUUUGCUGCUGUGAUCAUGAGAAUCAGGGAACCACGAACAACUGCCCUUAUUUUCAGUUCAGGAAAAAUGGUCUGCACUGGAGCAAAAAGCUUGUCUUUGAAGAUGCCUUUUGGACCCUUCUUGAUGUGGACAGAGUCUUGUGGCACUUUUAAAAAGAAAGAGCCAAAAACUCCAGGUGCUCAAUAUGAACAUGAAGAGCAGUCACGGCUUGCAGCAAGGAAGUAUGCACGUGUGGUGCAGAAGCUUGGGUUCCCUGCCAAGUUUCUGGACUUCAAGAUACAGAACAUGGUUGGGAGCUGUGACGUGAGGUUUCCCAUCCGGCUGGAAGGGCUGGUUCUCACCCACCAGCAGUUUAGUAGCUAUGAACCUGAACUAUUUCCUGGACUUAUUUAUAGGAUGGUCAAACCAAGGAUAGUGCUGCUCAUCUUUGUGUCUGGAAAAGUUGUACUGACUGGAGCAAAAGAGCGUUCUGAAAUCUAUGAGGCAUUUGAGAACAUCUAUCCCAUUCUAAAAGGUUUCAAGAAAUCAUCAUAACAAAGCUCAGAAAGCAAUUAAGAAUACACGGGUUUGUAUUGCUGUGCAUGCUAUUCCUGUACCCAGCUCUAGACCUGUGGAUUAUUAAGCAAAUUGUGCUAUUCUAAACACUAAAAAUGCUAAUGUCUUUCUCUAGUUGAUGAAAGGGGUUUUUGUUUGGAGGCUUUUGCUCUCUGCAAUCCACUUGAAUUCAAGCAACUUGUAUCGAGCUGAAGAUUUAGCCAAAAUGAAUGCACUUUUAAUAGAAAUGCGUGUUAAAGUAGCACUUAAGUACAGUACUGAUUUACAGAAUACUUAAAACAAGCUUUGUCAAAGCCCUCAGGGCRGUUCUAGUUUCUAUAGCACUGUAUUUUCGUGUUUAAACUCAAAGUGCAUUUUUGUCUACAAURUAGCUUAGAAAAUACAGCAUGACUUGAUUUCAGGGUUUUGAAGGCUGAUUGUAGAGGAUAUAUCCCAAGUCCUUCCUCUGACCCCAGGGGCUGGAUGAACUCUUGUGUAAUGGUUUUGGUGCUCCCUUUUUGGCCAAGACAUUCAAGGCCACAGGUAGUGCUGGAGCAUACCCAGAAGGGGGUAGAACUAAGCAAACUGUCUAGAAWGUCAUGACACAAGUUUGAUUUAUUUAUUUUUAAUCAAAAUCCUGCCUGCAUUACUGAAGCCCUCAGAUAAUGGAAGUUGGAUGUUGUUUGGCCCAAAGAACAUGUGGGUUAGGAAAUGGCUCUAAAACAGGCUUUAGCAGAAUUCAAAAGUUUUAAUGUUCAAGGUUUAAUCACUUGGGUUUCUCRGGCAGGAUUCCCUGCCUUUCCUCUCCAAAACAGGGCUUUAGAGUGUCUGGGAUUUGUCUUGUGUUUUUCCCUUGUUUCCUGCUGAAUAAGGACCUAGCAGAGAACAAGCUCUUUCUGGGCCACUAGAGGCUGCUGUUAGAUGAAUUUAACCCAGCAUAAAGCCUGCCUCUUUCCUUUCUGCAUUACAAAUGUGCAAUAUGGGCAAUGGCUCCAUAUAGAACCGGGUGUUAUGGUCUUUCUGGGCUUAGUUUUGCUGUUUUGAGUUCAACUGCAAUCAGCAAGGAUGGAAAUUCAACUUCCAUUUCUGCAGUAUAGACACAGUGCAGAACGAAAAGCAUUUUGUGUAACUUUUUCUAUGCUCUUCUGGGAGGGUGGGAGGAAAAGCUUGAAAAACUUCAUGUACUUCCUUGUGAUAAACUGGUCUYAACUAUGUUAUCAGUUGCUUUGUCAUAGUUAAACUGUGGAUUUCCACAUACAAAUCUACUCUAAACAGAGGCUUACUUUUCUGUUUGUUUUUAAUGAUGUACACUUUCCACAGCUACGGGCUGAACUUUUAUUUGCACUAAAGCUGUAAAAGCUGAUAAGCUUGAGUUACAAAGAUCCCUGUAAGUGAAAAGCAACCACCUAUUUUUAUUGAGGUGUUUGGAAAAGGUUUAUCUAUGGUGAGCCCUCUUUCAGAGA